AUGGAGGGUUUUGAGUCAUGCUGUGUGGAGUUGGGUCCUAGGCUAGUUCCUGCACUGGAUGAUAUCUCUGCCGAGUCAGUGCCUGGAGGAGUGAGACCGGAGGGCAAUGCUGUUGGGGCUGGUGCUCUGUGGGUUAACCCCGUGUCUUUGCGCAACCCUCGUCCCUCCCUGGUCCCACAGACCUCUGGCGGUGGUCCCAUUUGCCCGCAGCAGGAUGCUGCUGUCAAGGCGGCCCACAUACCUGGUGUGGACAAUGGUGGACUGUGCCCCGAAGGACCCUUGCUCCACUUCCAGUGGGUGAAGGAGUUGGGAGAGGGCUUCUUGUGUCCAACAAAUACAGAACUACAAAAUCUAACAGGUGUCUCAGAAUUUCAUCUCCUGGAACUCUCAGCAGAUCCAGACUUGCAGCCCAUCCUCUUUAGACUGUUCCUCUCCAUGUACCUGGUCACAGUGCUUGGGAACCUGCUCAUCCUCCUGGUUGUCAGCUCUGACUCCCACCUCCACACACCCAUGUACUUCUUCCUCUCCAACCUGUCCUUGGUUGACGUUUGUUUCUCUUCCUCCAUAGUCCCAAAGAUGAUCGUGGACAUCCUAACUCAGAGCAGAGCCAUCUCCUAUGUGGGCUGCCUGACACAGAUGUCUCUUUUCAUCAUUUUUGCAUGUAUAGAUGAUUUUCUUCUGACUGUGAUGGCCUAUGACCGGUUUGUGGCUAUCUGUCACCACCUGAAUUAUCCAGUCAUUAUGAGCCCGCUUUGUGGCUUCUUAGUUUUGGUGAGCUUUUUGGUUACCCUUUUUGAUUCCCAGUUGCACAAUUUGAUUAUCUUACAAUUCACAUACUUCAAGGAUUCGAAAAUUUCUAAUUUCUUUUUUUACCCUUCUCAGCUCCUUAAUCUUACCUGUUCUGUUACUUUCUCUAAUAACAUUUUCAAGUACACUAUUCUUGUCUUUUAUGGUUUAUUCUCCCUCUCAGGAAUUAUUUUUUCUUACUAUAAAAUUGAUUCCUCCAUCCUGAGAAUCCAGUCAUCAGGUGGGAAGUACAAAGUCUUCUCCACCUGUGGGUCUCACCUGGCAGUUGUUUGUUUAUUUUAUGGAACAACCUUUGGACCCUACCUUGGAUCAGUGGUAUCCCAUUCUUCCAGAAAUGGUGUGUUGGCCUCAGUGAUGUACACUCUGGUCACCCCCAUGAUGAACCCCUUCAUCUAUAAUCUGAGGAACAGGGACACUAAGAGUGCCCUGAGGAGGAUGCACAGGAGGACAGCCUAA
This is a messenger RNA of Sciurus carolinensis (gray squirrel), 1263 nucleotides long. RefSeq names its product olfactory receptor 18-like. Gene Ontology annotation, molecular function: olfactory receptor activity; G protein-coupled receptor activity. Gene Ontology annotation, cellular component: membrane. NCBI's taxonomy places the organism in Eukaryota, Metazoa, Chordata, Mammalia, Rodentia, Sciuridae. Gene Ontology annotation, biological process: G protein-coupled receptor signaling pathway. The record is from RefSeq and is a predicted model, not a curated record.